AGUUUAGUCAUACAAUCAUAACAAAACAGAACCUGUUGCUAAGUUGGUUUCAGUGAAAGUUUACAAGCUGGAGGCAUGGGUUCGAACCCUCAUGCCUCCAGGAUUUGUGAGAUGAUUUUAAAUUUUUUAAUCUUUUUAUUGUAACCCUAACCCUCCUCCUCCUUAUUUUUCAUUCCCCUUCCCUGCCUCUCUUCCCUCCCUCUCCUCUCUAGACUCCAACCCAUCUCUCUCUCCCUCCCUCUCUCUCGCUCUCCGUCGGUGAGAAGCAGCUGCAGCCAUGGCGCAGUACAGCAAGGUGGCCCCGACCCCUCUGCUGAAAGACGAGCUCGACAUCGUCAUCCCCACCAUCCGAAACCUCGAUUUCCUCGAGAUGUGGAGGCCCUUCUUCCAGCAGUACCACCUCAUCAUCGUCCAGGACGGUGACCCGUCGAAGGUGAUCAAGGUCCCGAAGGGCUUCGACUACGAGCUCUACAACCGCAACGACAUCAACCGGAUUCUGGGUCCCAAGGCGUCCUGCAUCUCCUUCAAGGACUCUGCUUGCAGAUGCUUCGGCUACAUGGUCUCCAAGAAGAAGUACAUCUUCACCAUCGACGACGAUUGCUUUGUAAGUAUCGCUUUUGGGUUUCGAAAACUUGGGAUCUUAAUUGGGGCUGUUUUGGAUGUGGGAUUUGAUUUUUGAGUUGAAAAGGUUGGAUCUUGGUGGGUUUUGGGAAGUGGGUUUUGUUGGGGUUUUCGAAAUCUUGUUGUUCAAUUGAAUUUCGAUUCGACUCGAAUUGAUUAGUUUGUGAUGAAAUUCUGUUGCUUUUGUUGUUUA
Molecule: messenger RNA, 814 nt
Organism: Pyrus x bretschneideri (Chinese white pear)
Lineage: Eukaryota; Viridiplantae; Streptophyta; Magnoliopsida; Rosales; Rosaceae
Product: UDP-arabinopyranose mutase 3-like
Exons: 1
Coding region: 278-679 (133 amino acids)
Biological process (GO): UDP-L-arabinose metabolic process; plant-type cell wall biogenesis
Cellular component (GO): cytosol; Golgi apparatus
Molecular function (GO): UDP-arabinopyranose mutase activity
Source: RefSeq, a predicted model, not a curated record